This is a messenger RNA of Parastagonospora nodorum SN15, 651 nucleotides long. RefSeq lists its product as hypothetical. Bases 1 to 651 code for a protein of 216 amino acids. The transcript has 2 exons. Lineage: Eukaryota; Fungi; Ascomycota; Dothideomycetes; Pleosporales; Phaeosphaeriaceae. The record is from RefSeq and is a predicted model, not a curated record.
AUGACGACAGAAGGAAUCGUCAUGGACACAAGCGCCACUCAUGGCUUGACCCAAGAGGAAGCUGAGGAUAUGGCCAAUGUUAACCAGGACGCUUCCCCCCUUCUCAACCUUGCCGCCGAACUGCGUGAAGCGAUCUUCAUCGACGUCCUCGAAGGCCAUAGGAUUAAUGUGGAAACCGCCUUUGGAACAGCCCUGCCGAAGCUCACCUACCGAGAGCCACCAUCUGGACCCCGAGCGGGCGCGUUCCAUAGGAUCUUCCUCGAGGACUACCACCACAUGUUCGGAGUCCUCACGCCACUCACACGUACUUCGCGUCAACUGCGCUCCGAGACAGUUUACCUUUCCUUCUCCACCCACACCUUCUGCUUCCGCCUGCCCGACCUCAAGGAGCUGAUCCCACUGCUUCCCGAAGUUGGCCGAAAGUGGCUCAUGAAGAUGCGUCUCAUCAUCUCGCCUUCGCCCGAUGGAGCGGACCCUGCUGGGCUCCCAGAGUGGUACGUCGCCUUGAACCGCCUGUUCAGGUUGAAGGCCGUAGAUAUCUCAUACUCUGGCAUGACUUGCGACCCCAACCCCGCCGCGACCCUGGCCGUAAUCAAGGCGAGGAUCCGAAGGCAUGGCGGCAGUAAGGUUGAAGUGACAGAUGACAACUGA